CCAUGCUGUCCCGCCUGCUGAAGGAGCACCAGGCCAAGCAGAACGAACGCAAGGAGCUGCAGGAGAAGAGGAGGCGAGAGGCCAUCUCUGCAGCGACCUGCCUGACGGAAGCUCUGGUGGACCACCUCAAUGUGGGUGUGGCCCAGGCCUACAUGAACCAGAGAAAGCUGGACCAUGAGGUGAAGACCCUGCAGGUCCAGGCUGCCCAAUUUGCCAAGCAGACAGGCCAAUGGAUCGGGAUGGUGGAAAACUUCAACCAGGCACUCAAGGAAAUCGGGGAUGUGGAGAACUGGGCUCGGAGCAUUGAGAUGGACAUGCGCACCAUUGCCACUGCCCUGGAAUACGUCUACAAAGGACAGCUGCAGUCGGCCCCGUCCUAGCCCCUCUCCCCUCCCCCCUCCACCUCCCCAUGGAGCAGGAGGGAGGCUGGCAGGCCACAAAUAAAACACAAGCCUCAA
Molecule: messenger RNA, 458 nt
Organism: Myotis brandtii (Brandt's bat)
Lineage: Eukaryota; Metazoa; Chordata; Mammalia; Chiroptera; Vespertilionidae
Gene: BLOC1S1
Product: biogenesis of lysosomal organelles complex-1, subunit 1
Exons: 4
Coding region: 3-380 (125 amino acids)
Biological process (GO): endosomal transport
Cellular component (GO): BLOC-1 complex
Source: RefSeq, a predicted model, not a curated record